Thelazia callipaeda (thelaziosis nematode) is the source of this 302-nucleotide messenger RNA. The record is from the annotation of a GenBank genome assembly. Lineage: Eukaryota; Metazoa; Nematoda; Chromadorea; Rhabditida; Thelaziidae.
AUGAUUUAUAACCUGCCAAGUUCCUUAGGUAAUAUCGUUUCGAAAUCUCGUAGUUCGUGUUCUACUUGCAAGUUCUUUCUAAAGGGUAUCCAGUAUGAAAGUUUCUCGUGGCAAAGAUGUCUUAACAAUGAUGAUUACGAAGACGCAGUUAAUCAACUUCGUAAUUUAAGUCGUCUUGCAUGUGUAAAACGUUUCUACACUGAGCUUGACUCAUACAUAAGCAGAACAAGAACGGCGUCAUUAUCACCUACGGUCUUUGCUUUUUUCAUGGAUUAUAUGAGCUCCAACAAUGGUAUGUAAAA